Molecule: messenger RNA, 493 nt
Organism: Plectropomus leopardus (leopard coralgrouper)
Lineage: Eukaryota; Metazoa; Chordata; Actinopteri; Perciformes; Serranidae
Source: RefSeq, a predicted model, not a curated record
UGUGUGUGUGUGUGUUUUCACCUGCUGACUGAGGUGUGUGUGUGUGUGUGUGUGUGUGUGUGUUUUCAGGGCGCUGUUUACUUAUGAGGGGAACAGUAACAAUAUUCGUCUGGCAGAUAAAGGAGACGGAGGGCUGGAGGAGAUGGUGGAGGAGCUGAACAGCGGGAAGGUGAUGUACGCUUUCUGUCGAGUCCAGGACCCAAACUCUGGACUGCCCAAAUACGUCCUCAUCAACUGGACAGGUGAAGGGGUUAAAGACUCUCGGAAAGGUAUAUGUGCCAACCACCUGAGCUCGAUGGCCAACUUCCUGAAGGGCGCCCAUGUGACCAUAAACGCCCGCGGAGACGAAGACGUGGAACCGCAGAUCAUCCUGGAGAAAGUGGCCAAAGCGUCCGGAGCCAACUAUAACUUCCACAAACAGACGGAGAGCAGAGACGCUCCCAGAGGACCUGUGGUGAGAGGACACACGGGACUCCUUAAGCUUUUUCUGUGA